Molecule: messenger RNA, 2349 nt
Organism: Tarenaya hassleriana
Lineage: Eukaryota; Viridiplantae; Streptophyta; Magnoliopsida; Brassicales; Cleomaceae
Product: ABC transporter B family member 28
Exons: 16
Coding region: 57-2204 (715 amino acids)
Biological process (GO): transmembrane transport
Cellular component (GO): membrane
Molecular function (GO): ABC-type oligopeptide transporter activity; ATP hydrolysis activity; ATP binding
Source: RefSeq, a predicted model, not a curated record
GUUUUUUAUUUUAUUUCUUGUCGCCAUUUUGCAAGGCUGCGUUCGGACCGAUACCCAUGGCGUCCGCGAGUAUGCCUCUACUCCAACUCAAUCCGACACGCUUCGUCGAUCGUCGUCGCCACGCGCUCGUCCUCAGCUCGUACGGACAAAAGCCCACUUGUUCCUUCCGCAACUUACGUGUCUCCCCGCCGCCGUCUCGGCCUUCGCUCAAGGCAAAAUCCGGCGGUUUCACUCGUGCUUACGUCACCGGAGCCCCUCCUAUUGUCGGAGAACCCGACCCGAGGGUUGAAGGAUCGGAAACCGAGUCCGAGAAGGAUCAACCCGCCGAUUUGGUGAGCUGGGGGCUUGUAUGGAGUUUGUUGAACCAGCACAAGCUUAGACUCGGCGUUUGCUUCCUGACUCUCGUUGGAUGCAGCACUUGCACUUUGUCUAUGCCUGUUUUUUCUGGUAGAUUCUUUGAAGUGUUGAUAGGAGCAAGACGGGAGCCACUGUGGCGGCUGCUGAGCAAAAUCGCGGUUUUGUAUGCGUUCGAGCCAAUCUUUACUAUUGCUUUUGUAACUAACAUAACUGUCAUCUGGGAGAACGUUAUGGCAGCGUUAAGAGCUCAGAUUUUCAGAAGGGUUUUGAUCCAGAAGGCCGAAUUUUUCGACAGAUAUAAGGUGGGAGAGCUUACGGGUUUGCUCACAUCCGAUCUCGGUGCUUUGAAUAACGUUGUGAAUGAGAAUAUAUCACGGGAUCGUGGUUUCAGGGCUCUUUCCGAGGUUCUAGGUACAAUAUGCAUUUUGUUUACUCUAUCGCCUCAACUUGCGCCUGUUCUGGGCCUGUUGAUCCUCGGUGUCUCGGGUUUAGUUGCUGUGUACAAGAGAUCUACUACUCAUUUUUUCAAAGCACAUGGACUGGCCCAAGCAUCAAUGUCUGAUUGUAUAAGCGAAACAUUCUCUGCGAUCCGUACUGUUCGAUCGUUUGGUGGUGAAAGACGCCAGAUGUCACUCUUCGGUGAACAGAUUCUUGCUUACCAGCGCAGUGGCUUAAAGCUCGGUACUUUCAAAUCUGUAAAUGAGUCUAUAACAAGAGUUGCUGUCUAUAUUUCUCUGCUGGCUCUUUAUUGCAUCGGUGGGAAUAAGGUUAAAACGGGUGAGCUCGCUGUUGGAACAGUUGUUUCAUUUAUCGGAUACACGUUCACUUUGACAUUUGCUGUCCAAGGACUUGUUAACACUUUUGGAGAUCUUCGUGGGACUUUUGCUGCUAUCGAGAGGAUCAAUUCCAUUUUAAACACGGUGGAAACAGACGAAGCUCUUGCCUUUGGUUUAGAAAGAGAAAUCCAUGCAAAGAAACCCCAAGAUGAAAGCAUGAGAUUGUUCUUAUUAUCUGAUGGCGCUAACGGGAAUACACGACAUCUGGAUAAUCAUUACAUGUCGGGUCUGAAAUCGAGCAGCAGUCUACGUAGCUUUGCAUGGUCUGGAGAUGUCUGUCUCGAAGAUGUGCAUUUUGCUUAUCCUUUAAGACCCGACGUUAAAGUUCUUGACGGGCUGAAUUUGACGCUAAAAUACGGGACUGUGACUGCUUUGGUCGGAUCUAGUGGUGCCGGAAAAAGUACUAUUGUACAGUUACUGGCACGUUUCUAUGAGCCGACACAAGGACGUAUCACAGUGGCCGGAGAAGAUGUCAGAACAUUUGACAAGAGCGAGUGGGCUAAGGUUGUCUCAAUUGUGAAUCAGGAACCCGUUCUCUUCUCGCUUUCUGUUGCGGAAAAUAUUGCGUAUGGUCUCCCUAACGAUUACGUAUCAAAGGAUGAUAUCAUUAAGGCAGCCAAAGCUGCCAAUGCUCAUGAGUUCAUUAUAUCACUUCCUCAGGGAUACGAUACGUUGGUUGGUGAACGUGGAGGAUUGCUAAGCGGAGGUCAGAGACAGAGAGUUGCCAUAGCUCGAGCUCUGCUCAAGAACGCUCCCAUUUUGAUUCUUGAUGAGGCGACGAGUGCGCUGGACGCAGUGAGCGAGCGGCUGGUACAAAGUGCGCUGAACCGACUGAUGAAGGGACGGACGACGUUGGUGAUCGCUCACCGUCUCAGCACCGUUCAGAACGCUCACCUCAUCGCCGUUUGCUCCGAUGGGAAGCUCAUUGAACUUGGCACUCACUCCCAGUUGCUGGCUCGAAAGGGUCAAUACGCUUCACUUGUUGGCACCCAGAGACUGGCCUUUGAGUAAAAUUAUUAUUGUUGCUCUUUCGUAUUUUGGUAAUUAUUUACAUUUUUACUGUUUUACAAAUACCACCACAAAAGGAAUGGAUCAUAGCUUUUAAGUUGAUCAGUGUUUGACCUUGUUAAGUAGUUUAGUUCAUGUUAUAUUUAUA